AUGGAUAAUGAGGAAAUGGGGAAAACGCCUGUGCCGAGCACGGACAGGGUGAGAGUAGCGGUGCGCGUGCGGCCUUUCAGCCAGAGAGAGAAGAGCUCUGGAAGCCAAUGUGUGAUUUCCAUGCAUUCCCAGAGCACCACCAUCCGAGACCCUAAGAACGGAGAGCACCUGAAGACUUUCACCUUUGACCUGGCCUAUUGGUCUCAUGAUGGCUUUCAAAAGGACAAAGACGGUGUCCUGAUUCCAUCCAAUCCGACCAGUCAAUUCGCAGGUCAGCUCCACGUCUUCCAUGAUAUUGGAAGGGGAAUUCUAGACAGUGCCUGGCGAGGCUACAAUGCUACUCUCCUGGCCUAUGGCCAGACGGGCUCUGGAAAAAGCUACUCCAUGAUUGGCUUUGGCACAAACAAGGGUAUUAUUCCAAGAGUGUGUGAAGAGCUCUUCCAAGCUAUUAAGAUGCAAAAGAAAAACCUAGAACUCCAGGUCAUGUUUAGCAUGCUGGAAAUCUACAAUGAACAGAUAAGAGAUUUGCUGUCCAGAACCAAGAUUCCUGGAGGGUUAAGAGUCAGGGAAGAUCAACAGCUGGGGUUUUUUGUGGAAGGGCUAAAGUGGGUGCCUUGUGAGAAUUAUGCACAAAUUGAGAAGCUGAUGGAGCAGGCAUCAAAAACCAGGAUGACAGCUUCGACCAACAUGAAUGCCAGCAGCAGCCGGUCCCACAUGGUCAUCACCAUCCAGUUUAAGCAGGUUUUCCUGGAUACGGCUCUCACCAAACAAUCCAGCAUCAACAUGGUUGACUUGGCAGGAAGCGAGAGGCAAAAAUCAUCGGGAGCUGAAGGAGACCGGCUGAGGGAAGGGUCCAGGGUCAAUUUAAGCCUAACCAGUUUAGGGAAUGUCAUCAGUGCUCUGGCUGACUCAGCCAUGGGGAAGAAAGUCCUGCACAUUCCCUACAGAGAUUCUGUUCUGACCAAACUGCUCCAGUCGGCUCUGGGCGGGAACAGCCGGACAACACUGAUUGCAGCCAUAAGCCCAGCUGAUAUCUGCUAUGAGGAAACCUUGUCGACACUGAGAUACGCUGAGAGGGCUAAAAAGGUUCAGAACAGAGCUACGGUCAACACGUGCACACUGGUGAGAGCAUCCAGGGCUGAGAACAAGCAGCUGCUCAGAUUCGGGGACGCCGGAGCAGAAGAGCACUCGGCUUGUUUCCUGGCAGAAUGGCAGCUGGGCACUCGAACCUGGGCCCACCUGCUGGAGCAGGCGCGGAUGGAAUGGGAGGAGCAGUACGCGGCUCUCUCGCAGGAGCAGCAGAUGGUGAAGGCACUCCCACACCUUCUCAAUGUCAACGAGGACCCACAGCUCACAGGUGUUCUCAAGUUCUUCAUUCACAACGGCUCCUGUGACGUUGGUCGGGCUGCUUCAAAUGCUAUCCGUCUUCGAGGCCUGGGGAUUUCAGAUAAACACGCUUCUUUCGUGAAUCUGGACGGUAAAGUAACAGUUGCACCACACGACAAGUGCAAGGUGAUCGUCAACGGGGUCCCUGUCACCAGCAGGACAAAGCUGCAGCACUUGGACCGCAUCAUCUUGGGAUCCAACAGUGCCUUCCUCUACAUCGGGUUUCCCCCAGAGCGAGGCGAUGAGGAUUUGAGUAGAUACGAUUACGACUUUUUCCAGCUGGAGCGGGCAGCUGCUGAGGGAGUGAGUGUGGACAUGCUUGGUACUGGGAGCCCCAGAGAUGGCCAAGCUGACUCCAGCAUCUUAGCUGUCUUCCAGGACUACAUCAAACUCAUGCCGCUGGUUGUGGAGGCAAAUCAGAUGAGUGAGGAGCUAAAGAAGGGACUUAAAAUGGAAUUGAAGGUGAAGAACUUGGCAUCAUCAGAUUCCAGGGGCUUCGACCUCCAGAAAGAGGUCAUGGUGAAGGUGACCAAACCAAGGACUCACGAGGUAUGGAUUUGGUCAAAAGCCAAGUUUAUCAAUAGGAAAUUCCUGAUGGAGGAACUUUACCAGCACUUUCUAGAGAGUGAAGACAGCCAGGUGGCUCAGGAAGAUGACCCUUUCUGGGACCCUGUGGAGGGUGUCCACUUGGGCUCAGCACACAUUUGGCUGCAGUCCCUGGCUUACCGCAUGAUGCUGGAGGAGCAGGUGGAGUUUCUGAACUAUGACGGGCUGGAGGAGGCAGUAUUGCACAUCCGCAUCACUCCCUGCUCCCCGGAGGGAUGGGCCCGAGGUGAGGAAGAUAUGGUCAUUGACCCCCUGGAGCUACUGAGCAAGAGGCUUGACUUCCAGAUUCACAUUGUCGGAUGCCUUGGCGUCAAAUGGCUAAAGGAAGAUGCAAGCCGGGGCAUCCAGCUGGGGUACAGAAUCUAUGAUCUCCCAAACACUCUGUAUACUAAGCCUGUGUGGAAGAGCGUGAACCCCCGGAUCGAAGAGACUGUCCACGUCGUGGCCUUGAGUGCAUCUCGCGAGUUCCUGGAUUACUUACUGACAAAUGCCCUGGUCGUUGACUUGUGGGGCCUCCAAGAAGGCUGUGCUGAAUUUGGCUUCUCUCAGCUGGACAGCCUGCUCCCAGGUGAAGGCCACAUUGUGGUAGAUACUAAGAAAUUGUCCAGUGUGAAGAAUGUGAGCCAGAUCAUGUCAAACCAGGUACCAGAAAUUUAUCAGAAACUGCUCACAUUAGAGCAGGAGACGGAGCUGCUCAGAGACGUCAACCGAGCCCUCAGAGAAGAAAACAUGUUUCUUAAGGCAUCGCUGGAGAAAACUGGCUCUGCUCAACAUGGUGAGAGACAGGAUAACCCAGAGGGAGCUGAGGUGAGGGCACAGCUGCCGGCAGUCAGAGAGGCUAAGCAGAUGUGUGCUCAGCAAGCCGGCUGCGAUGCACAGCUGGCCAGAGCCCUGAAGGUGUUCUAUGGAGGCAUGAGCAUGGCCAGACGACAGCUGCUGGGACUGCGGCAGUGCAGACCCCCCGAAGAUGAUCAAAUGCUUCGACCUUUUGUGCACCAACGGUCACAGAUACUAAAGGAUUUGGAGGACCUGCUUGAAUCCAGCUUACGGAGGCUGAAAAAUGAUGUUGCUUGCAUAGUGAAGAAGAAGAAAGAAUAUCUACUGCAGAGCCAACAGUGA
Messenger RNA from Chionomys nivalis (European snow vole), 3111 nucleotides. RefSeq names its product kinesin-like protein KIF28. Gene Ontology annotation, molecular function: microtubule motor activity; ATP binding; microtubule binding. Lineage: Eukaryota; Metazoa; Chordata; Mammalia; Rodentia; Cricetidae. The record is from RefSeq and is a predicted model, not a curated record. The coding region runs from base 1 to 3111 and encodes 1036 amino acids. The transcript is spliced from 23 exons. Gene Ontology annotation, biological process: cytoskeleton-dependent intracellular transport; microtubule-based movement. Gene Ontology annotation, cellular component: microtubule; kinesin complex.